Molecule: messenger RNA, 1294 nt
Organism: Brassica napus (rape)
Lineage: Eukaryota; Viridiplantae; Streptophyta; Magnoliopsida; Brassicales; Brassicaceae
Product: TATA-binding protein-associated factor BTAF1-like
Exons: 2
Coding region: 745-972 (75 amino acids)
Molecular function (GO): DNA binding; TBP-class protein binding; ATP hydrolysis activity
Source: RefSeq, a predicted model, not a curated record
UUUUCUUUAUUUUCGAUAAUUAAUAGGAUACGACUUCGUUACGGAAUUGAUUAUCUUCAUGCAUAAGGAUAUUGGGUUACCUAGUAUAAAAGAUUUGGGUUUACUUUUGUAUGGUUAGGGCAUCUGAUUACAGAGAUAUAGGGCUUUGGUUGAUUGUUAUACUCUUGGGAAAAGAACUGACAGUGUCUGUGGAAGUUAGCUAUUUGUUAUGCCUUUCUCUUUCGAAGUAGAAUUUUUUGUAGACCUAAUAUUCUGCCCAAUGUGCUCAGUGGACUCGUUGUGACAUACGGAGCUAAUAUUUGUCAUAUCCUGCACUACAAAUCUUGAAUUUAGUGGUGAAUUUAAAGUUUUUAUCACCAGUUUGAUGUGUUCUUUGGUUGUCCAAUCUCCAAUGUCUAUCACAAGUUUGUGCACGGCUGGAGAAAGUUGUUGCAUAGUGCUAUAUGCACAACUAUGAUCUUUAGGAGCUCCUUCUAAUAUCGACACUUAGUUAUCAUACGUCUUUAUUAGGCUGUUGUCAGCAUGAGCAAAGAUCGUGACACGUAGCUUUGCUGCCCUUGUACCUUUGCUUCCGUUAGCACGUGGGGUUCCCCCUCCUGUUGGGUUAAGCAAAGAUCUAUCCAGCAAUGCAGAAGACGCCAAAUUUUUGGAGCAGCUACUCGACAACUCCCAUAUAGAUGAUUACAAGCUUUGCACCGAGUUAAAAGUUACAUUGAGAAGGUGAUCAAUGCUGAGAAUGCUAGUAUGAAGACAAUGAACACUGAUCAGUUGCUAGAUUUAUUUGCUUCAGCUGAAACUUCUAAAAAGGGUGGUGCGUCUUUGAAGAAGGGAUCAGAGGAUAAUGGCCAGACUGCUGGAACAGGAAAAGGAAUAAAGUCAAUUCUAGGUAACUUAGAGGAACUGUGGGAUCAAUCACAGUACACAGAAGAGUACAAUCUUAGCCACUUCUUAGCGAAGCUUAACGGGCAAUAGCCAAAACCAAAAAUUUGUGUACAUAUUUGAUUCAGCUCGAUUCAGGAAAACAAACAGUUUUUGACCUUCCAAACAGAUAAGAGGUUGCAUUCACUCUCUCUUUUUCCCUCCUCCAUUUGUUGUCAUAAAAGAAGAAAUUAGUUUAACUUAAAAGGAGAAAAUUAACGAUUGGAGGAUGGAUUAGACAUCGAGUCGUUUAGUUUUGCCAAUACGACCGGUCUAAUGUUUGUGGCCGCCGAAUUUGGUUUUGUAGUGUCUGAAUCGUGUAAAUACGCUUUUUGACUUGGCUUUUUCAUCUGCUGUUUCAGCUCUGUUGUAGUAA